This is a messenger RNA of Eutrema salsugineum, 564 nucleotides long. Its product is annotated as 50S ribosomal protein L18. Gene Ontology annotation, cellular component: ribosome. Lineage: Eukaryota; Viridiplantae; Streptophyta; Magnoliopsida; Brassicales; Brassicaceae. The record is from RefSeq and is a predicted model, not a curated record. Gene Ontology annotation, biological process: translation. The coding region runs from base 27 to 371 and encodes 114 amino acids. The transcript has a single exon. Gene Ontology annotation, molecular function: structural constituent of ribosome; 5S rRNA binding.
UCAGAGAGAGAGAUAGAGAGAGAAGGAUGGUGAUUCCACCGGCAGUGAGACCUCCACGUCUCUUUGACUACCUCAAACCUUACGUCUUGAAAAUGCACUUCACGAACAAGUUUGUUCACGCCCAAGUCAUCCACUCACCAACGGCCACGGUGGCUUGCUCAGCGAGCUCACAGGAGAAAGCACUCAGGGAGACAAUGGGUGUCACACGAGACGUGGCUGCUGCUGCAAAGAUAGGUAAAAUCCUCGGGGAAAGACUCUUGAUGAAAGAUAUUCCAGCUGUUACCAUUCACAUGAAGAAAGAGCAGAGGUAUCAUGGUAAAGUCAAGGCCGUGGUUGAUUCUGUCAGAGAAGCUGGCGUCAAGCUGCUUUGAGGAUCAUUCAAUAAUAUCAAUGAAGCCAAAUCAAUUUCAUGUUGUUAUAACUCGGAAUAUUGUCCCUUUUUUUGGCUUAUCAGACGGAUUGGUGCCACAAUGAAAGCCUUGCUUAAUCCAUGUUUCAAAAAAAAAUGUUCAAAAGAGAACGAAUGUUAUAAGCUUUGACUAUUGCAAUAAAAGUAGAUUACAU